Molecule: messenger RNA, 2631 nt
Organism: Trametes versicolor FP-101664 SS1
Lineage: Eukaryota; Fungi; Basidiomycota; Agaricomycetes; Polyporales; Polyporaceae
Exons: 13
Coding region: 1-2631 (876 amino acids)
Source: RefSeq, a predicted model, not a curated record
AUGUCCACCCAUGUACGGUGCACCUGCGAGUCAAUAUGCAAGCUCGAGAAUGCGGAAGGCGUCGACAUACCGCGCCACGAAGAGCGCAUGCAUCGGAGGAAGGACCUCAUGCGCGGGUCCGAUAAACUGCAGAGGGCGCGCGGCGUCAGGGGUCGUGAUGACUCUGAGAACAUUGACAAGGUCCCUGUCGCUGAAGUACGCGACCGGGAGAGGUCGCUGAUACCUCUACCUUCCGGAUCCAGCCAGGAAUACAUUGAGUUACGUGCUGAGGAUGAUCACGAUAUUGAAGACAUGUACUAUACACCAACAACUGGGCCCAAUCAGCUACAACCAGCCUCAGCUGCAGGCAGGCAUACAGAGCAUACCCCGCCGCUCCUGAGUCCUCCUGCCUUGCAAAGCCGUCCGUCCACACCGUCCAUAGAGCUCGACCAUGGACUAGAUGCAUCGAGCCACACAUCCGGCACCCACCCAUCUGAAGAGGGAAUGCAGCUCGGCCUGUAUGACGAUGCUGAUGCCGAUGCCGACGAGGAUGAACUUGAGCUGCAGGCACGGCUCGCACAGCUCGAUGUGGCACGGCCUGAGCCCGCUGCUAUCGUCGAGCCUGCCGCAGAGCACAUGGAUGGACUGUCUGGCAACGAUGCUUCCCAAGCUGGCGAGGACGUGGUCAUUCUGCCGGGCUCCGCGCUCGACGAGGGUCCUGUUCAACCUCACUCUUCACUCGAGGCCGUCGACCUGCUUUCCCAUGAGAAAUGGUUUGUGCGAACCAUCCUCUUGAUGGUCACCUACCUCCACACACGCCACCAUAUCACCUUCCGAUCUGCGACGAUCAUCCUGUUCACCACUCGCGCCAUAUUCAUAGCUCUGGGGGUCAUCGACUUGAAUGACCCGAUGCCGAAGACGUUCACCACAGCACUCAAGCGUCUGGACCUCACAGACCGCUUUCACAUCUUCCCGACUUGCCCGCAGUGUCACCGUCUAUUUCGCCCCGACAUCGCCCCCUCCACCCUCUGUCCAGUAUGCAAAACACCCCUUUUCAGCCGUGGUGCCCUCGCUGUUGUCAUGGAAUACCUUGGCGCGGCACUGCCCCAUGCUAUUCCACGCUUCGCAGCUCCGUUUCGCCCCCUCUCAGCUGCUAUCCUCGACUUUCUGUCACGUCCACACAUGGACAUCAAGGUAGACGAAUGGCGGAACAUUCCGUCCAUCCCAGGCGAGUACAGGCGGAUACAAGAUGGGCGGAUUUGGAAGACACUGAAGGGCCAUGAUGGCCUGCCGUUCUUCGGGCCUCAGGCGCACGGUGAGAUCCGCAUAGGGGUGAUCUAUCACCUUGACUGGUACAUCGACAACCCCCGUUUGCGCAGUCCCUUCGCACCCUCACACUCCUCCGGCAUCCUGUCAUGUUCAAUCGCAAACCUCGAUCGGCUCCUUCGGUACUGCAUGCAGUACAUGAUGCCAUGUGCGAUGACGCCCGGGCCAAACGAACCUGACGCGGAGGAGUUACAGUACUAUCAGGAGCUCCUUAUCGAAGACCUCCUCAUCUUGUACUAUGAGGGCAUCACAGCGCCCACAUACUCCCAUCCACACGCUUGCAUCUGCGCGUCCUUGGAUCACCCCGGUAUGUGUAAGUCGGGCGGCUUUGCUGACAAGAACCACAAUGAGGACCCGUGUCCCAAAUGCGAGGCCAAGCUAGCGGAGAUGUACACCUGGAUAACGCGGUCGCAGACGGAAGGGCUAGUCAAGAAUCAAUGGUACACUCAUUGGAUUCGCGGUAACGCCUUACGCGCAGAUACAGAUGCGGGAACAAAGCGCGAGCUCAAGGUCCUACAUAACUUCCUCGCAUCAGUGGCUCUCUCUGCAGAUGAAUACAAGAACAUGGCUCUACACCCUGGCGUCAUAGUGAUUCCGAUUCUGUGGGAGCGAUUCCUCCCAGCAUCGCACGAGGAGCAUCAGAGAGCGCUGAAGACGCACCAGAAGGCCAUGGACGCAUGGAAGAAGGCGAACGACGCGCACAAGAAGGCGACGGUGGAGCACGAGGCGCCUAAGGUGCCGAAAGCAAAGAAGGCCAAGGUCCCUAAACCGAUGCCUCCUCCUGCCCCCCCUGUACCACGCAUGCACGCAGGCGAAGUAGACCUUUUCUUGAAGCUCUCAACUGCGCUCAAGUUGAUCCUUGCGAGCUCCGUCACGGAUGAGACUCGGCGACGAGGAUGUCAGCUCCUCCACGAGUACCUGGUAGACUAUGGAAAGCUGUAUGGCAUUGAGAAGAUGGUUCCUAACCAUCAUUUCGCUCUGCACACGGAGCCACAGCUCGAGGACUACGGUACAGUAUACGACAUCUGGGCUUUCCUGGCCGAGCGCUUGAACAAAUUGUUCAAGUCGUUUAAUCUGAAUAACUGGGGCGGCGGGCAGCUCGAGAUCACGAUGAUGCAAAGUUUUCUGCGUGACGUUGAUCUCCAAGCGACGGUACAAUGUGUCGCAUCUAUGCCGGCAGAAGAUCCUCAGGAUGUCUCACAGGAGAUUGCCACAUAUCUCUUGAAGGACACCCGCGAGGCACGGGGAACCAUCGAAGCAGCAGCAGCAGUACCGGGAGCUCCCAUUGCAGCACUGCAUGCUGCGACUAGAACCGGUGCACACUGA